UGGGAACCAAGUAUAAACACUUGAUGGCUUUUCCACAUAAUUAUUUUGGAACGGAAACGCCUAUCACCGAUUUAAAAACAACAAUAGUAUUUCUAUAACAAAAUGUAUUUUGUAAGGAUUUUGUUUCUGGUGUUUACGGUGCUUGAUGUGUCAUAUGCAAUUCACAAGAGAAGUGCAAAGCCAUCAUCAUGCCUUGAUAGAUACGAGGCUAUUCCUGAUCACACCAUGUGUCUGAAUAACAUCAAAAACAGACCAGUCAAAGAAGCAGACAGGAGUGUAAUUGAGAGGGUCCACAAUCAGAUCCGUGGUAACGUUACGCCAGCCGCUGCUGACAUGCUGGAGAUGCGAUACGACCAACCCCUGGAACUCGAGGCACAGCUAUGGGCCGAAGAGUGUAAACUGGACCAUGAUGGCAAUUACCAACGCUUCAUGCCAGGUCGGUUUAUGGUUGGUCAGAAUCUCGUCACCAGCCCCAACCAAAUGAGCUGGGAAGCUGUGAUCAUGCUCUGGUCAAGUGAAGUCAUUAACUUCACAUACAACUCCACGGCAAACCAGCUGCACAAAGUAGGCCACUAUACACAGGUUGUUUGGGCGAAGACUGCACUGGUUGGUUGUGGGAUGGCAGAGUGUGGCACGAAGUGGUAUUACGCUUGCAACUAUGGACCAGCCGGGAAUAUAGGAUCUCUUGCCCGUCCGUACAAAAAGGCGACCAGUGGGGGAUCAUGUGACGACUGUGCCGGACACUGCAACGGAACCUCCAGAUUGUGUGCUUGCGGCGGAAAAGUUUGCCUGAAUGAUGGUGUCUUGAACCUGGCUACAUGUGGAUGCCAGUGUAUCCAAGAUGUUGACCACUAUGACAGCGACAAAUGUGACCUGACAUGUGAAGACGAUGGGGACAGCCCUCUGUGCGGAAACUACCCCUUUGUCAAAGACCAAUGUGCGACGAAUGCAAAGGCCCUAUACUUUUGCCCAAACAUGUGCAAUAUUUGUCCAUACGCAGGGGCAAACUAUACGGAAGGCAGUGUGGCAUUGCCAACUGUCGGAAGCUCCUCGACAAUGCUGUUAAUUGACAGCUACCUUAUGUUCACAAUGUUACUGAUAAUGAGUGGUGUUUAUUAACUUACUUUUCAGCAGACACUUGUAUAACACUUAUUAUUUUAUUUUUUGGUAGAGUCAAUGUUUUAAAAAAAAGUGUAUUUAUCAGCCAAUAUAGUUAUCCAAUGAUUACUAAUUAAAUGUGGAACAUAUCUAAGUUUAAUAAAACUGGCUGCAGAUGAAUUUAUUUACAAAGAUUAAUACUUGAUUUUCCAAAACUAAAUUAUAAACUUUAAGGUGAAAUGUAUCAAUGGUCAUAAUGUUUAAUACUGUAAAUUUACAAAUAAUUUAUUAAAACAUUUAUACUUUAUCAACUUUGUUUG
This is a messenger RNA of Mya arenaria, 1418 nucleotides long. RefSeq names its product cysteine-rich venom protein pseudechetoxin-like. Lineage: Eukaryota; Metazoa; Mollusca; Bivalvia; Myida; Myidae. Gene Ontology annotation, cellular component: extracellular region. The transcript has 11 exons. Bases 103 to 1119 code for a protein of 338 amino acids. The record is from RefSeq and is a predicted model, not a curated record.